AUGGACAAUCUCAAGGAUACCGUCCCUAAACCUUUGCUGCUGCUGUCGCUGCUGCCGUUUGCUACUGCUGCUGCUACGUACCCCGUGCACCUUCGGUCCGCCAUCACCAUGAGUCUCGCCACCGCUGUGACUGUGACAAUGUCGACAGAAGGAGAAAAUGGGAGGACGGCGCGCUUGUCCCAUAUCUUUGGGCGCCUACUAGAGCUUCAAAACUACGUCUGGGAUCCAGAGAUCGCGCCCUUUCACUCGUCAUACUCCAACUGGCAUAUAUUUGGGUACCAGAAGACUGCGCGAGACGAACGCCCGCUUUCCAGGGGAAGGAGCGCCGUCAUCACAUCCCCCACUACAUCACACUCGCCCGAUGCCAGCCGACCCUCGCUCACACGCAGCCACCGCUCCAACGGAAGCGAUGUGAGCGCAGCCACGGCAAAGGGGCUCCACCCACUGGCGACAACGACAGCGACAGAUCAGUGGCGCCAAGGCCGCCCCGUCGUGUGCCGCAUAUCACACCAAACGCUGCGUCUGGAGCGCGAGUUUCAGCUCUCAAAACUGGUAGUCAAGGAAUCAGAUCCAAAUUGUAGACAUUUUGUCCGCCCCAUAGAGUUUGUGCGCUUCACGACAAAGCCCGGCGAGGAGCCCUUGGCAGCCAGCAUAUUCGAGGCUCCAGGCCCAAAUUUCCUCAAUGAGCUUGUGACAUUCGGGCCCAAUUGGUACAAGUUCACCCAACACCAAAGCAAUUGGCAAUCUCACGCCUCGCAACGGAAGCCGAACCUGGGAGUCCCUCUCUUGACCUUUCUCGACUUUGCUGUCGGAGCCACAGAGUGCUUGGAGAUCCUGCACCAUGGACACGAAGUCGUGCAUGGAGAGUUGCGAGGGGAUGCCUUCCAUUUCGCGGAGAGUGGUAUGGUAAAAAUGAUCAAUUUCGGAAGUGGCGCCCGAUCCUUUGAAAAUGGCCUCACCUCUGCUGGAUGGAACACACUGAGCCGGGAGGUAGGCAUUGAAUUGAAGCUUGCAUUCAUUGCUCCAGAGCAAACAGGGCGUAUGCCAGCCGAACCAGACAGCCGAACUGAUAUCUACAGUCUCGGAAUCAUUUUCUAUACUAUGCUGUGUGGGACCACGCCAUUUGAUGGGCCCACCGCUUUGGACGUAAUGCAGAAUGUCAUCAGCAAAAGGAUCCCACCCGUCAGCUCUCAACGCAUCGAUGUCCCAGAAGCUCUUUCUCGGAUCAUACAAAGGAUGACCCAGCGUAACAUAGAAGACAGGUACCACUCAACCUCAGGGCUGAAGUCAGACCUCAUCCGUAUCCGCGAAUUACUCUGCGAGGGUGAUGUCCAGGCAUUGAAAGCAUUUCAAGUCGGCUCCAAAGAUAUCAACUGCUUUUUCAACUUACCUCUGAAGCAAAUCGGACGCGAGACUGAGCGGCAGAAAAUUGUCGAUAUCAUUGAGCGAGUCUCAAAGCACCGCCGGACCAGGCUCACAACAUUGAACAGUAUGAGCUCCAACUCCUCAUAUUCCGACCAGCGCCUAGAACUACAAUUUGACGAUAUUGUCUCGGACAGUACUAGCUCUUUAGGAUCAGAGAGUCGACCAAAUAGUGUUCCUACUAAUGGGACGCUGGAAGUUUGCCCGACCUCGCAGCAGCGUUCACAAGAAGGCACGAUUCUGUCAGACGAUUCAAGUACAGAGAAGACAUCUGGUAGUCGGCCUCCCCCUUUAACUUCGAAACGGGGACACUCCAACAACAGCCUCGAGGGUGCACUGACACAGUCCCGAUCCAACCAAUCCAUCAACCUGUCUACUGAAACCUUGGCUCUUCGCCAGACACCGAGUUCCCGAAGGUUGAGGCGCCAAUCUCGCUGCGAAAUCAUCGCAAUCGGUGGAUCCACUGGUCUGGGCAAGUCGCGCCUCAUCCAGAGUGUGCAAAGUGCGGCGAGGAGUACAGGAUACUUUGCCAUGGCAAAAUUUGAUUCUGCCAAAAAAGUUCCCUUUGAUCCCAUUGUGAAGAUCAUGUCGUCUUUGUUUCGGCAAAUCUUCAGUGAAGCAGAUGUCACCACUGACUUCCACAACAGCGUGCGCGGUCUUUUGAGAAAUUCAGGUGUGUGGACUGUACUCCGUGCCUAUCUCGAUUUACCCGAGUGGCUGCUCAAUACUGGAGGGAACCCAAAGACUCCACACCAAACAGACGUGGACCUUGCCAAGGAGAUGCAGCGGCGCGCUUCAUCACCUGCUAUCCAUUGUGGUAGUGCGGGACAUACUGCUGAUGCUUGGCUACGCAGCGGGGGCGCAUCGAAGUCGUCCAGGUUCAUGAGUGUGUUCAUUGACGUAUUGCGAUUGCUUACGAUGCAGAAAUUAUGUAUCUGGGCCCUCGAGGAUGUGCAAAACGCCGAUCCGGAGAGUGCGGAGUUAAUUCAACAUAUCGUCCGAGCAAAGAUUCCACUUAUUUUGAUCCUCACUCAUGUGGACGAAGAGACAUUGCCGCGCGAGUUGAGCCCCUUGUUGCGUAGUGCAACAAGAAUCCAAUUACUACCAUUCACCGAGGCCCAGACGGCGGAUUACGUGGCCGAGACGCUUCAUCGUGAUCAUCAAUAUAUACUUCCUCUUGUAGCUGUCGUCCAGGAGAAGAGUCGAGGCAAUCCUUUCUUUGUUCGGGAGAUACUUGAUGAGUGCUACAGGAAAAAAUGUGUCUUCUAUUCCUGGCGAGAGAACAACUGGCUUUUCGAUCUGGAUAGAGUAUUCGAGGUUUUUGCGGGCCCGGAAUACGGCUCAUCUGUCACAGGAGACUUCAUUACGAAACGUCUUUUUGAGCUGCCCUCUGACAGUCGCAAGCUUCUUGCGUGGGCGUCUCUACUUGGCGGGACCUUUUCCUUCGACUUCAUCAAGCAGGUCUUGGACCCGAAAGAACGAUGGCCACCCGAGGCCAAAAUCCCGGUUCUUGCCGAUGGGGAAAGCGCAAUAAAAGCGCUCAGUGGCGCGCUGGAUGCCUAUAUCUUGAUGCCAGCCGAACAAGAUGCUCGAUUUAGAUUCAGUCAUGAUCGGUACUUGGCUGCAGCUGCCAAUUCACUGGAGAAAGAGUGGGAUUCUCAAUUGAUGCACUACCUAAUAGCCAAGACAAUAACGUCUAACGAUGAUGACCGCGGCGAACCAGUGCUUGGAUCCAAAGCUCUGUACAUGCGCAGCCGCCACAUCUGCCUCGCAACCGAACUCAUCAAGACAAGAGAGACACAUCGUGCUCCGUUUCGAGACAUACUUUAUCAAGCUGGAGAGACCGCAUGCGAAUCUGGUGCGCGCUCUACAGGAAUAUAUUACUUUGUGCAUAGCCUAUCACUUUUGCAAGAUGAUCCAUGGGACGACUCACGGCCGGAUGUAUCCUACCAGGAGACGCUGCAAUUAUUUGUACGAUCUGCAGAAUGCUAUUGGCAUCAGGGUAUGCUCGAUGAAGCGCUCUCCCUCAUCCGCACCACGUUCAAGAACGCUCGCGAUCCCUGUGACAUGGCAAGCUCUUUCAUUUUGCAGUCUCGAGUGCUUGCGAUUAGGGGAGAUAGUUUCAGUGCCUUUCAAGCUCUUAAGGAUUGUCUGUCAUUGCUUGGAUCAUCUAUACCCCCUACCACCUGGGAAGAGUGUGACUUGGAGUUUCAAAGGAUAUACAAUGUUUUGCAAAACACCGACAUGGACCAGUUACUGAUGCCUCGACAACCCAGUUCACCACAGGGUAUUGAUCAAGACGAGCUAUCCAUGCGCUCCCAAUACAGUGCCUUACCGAUCCUUAGCACAGACGAUUCCCCUUUACAUCAACCGGCCGCCGACCGCAAACUGAUGACCAUUGGCUCAGUAUUUAUUGAACUACUGAGUGCUGCUUUCUGGUCGAACAGUCUGUUAUUUUAUCAGGGGACUCUCAAGUUGAUUAACAUACACCUUGAGCAAGGAAUAAUACCACAAAUUGCACUGGCAUAUUUGCAUCUCGGCACCAUCGCUGGAGGUCGUUUCAACAUGAUCAAAUUCGCCGUCGAAAUGGGAGCAAUGGCAAAACGUCUCUUCGCGAUGUUUCCCCAUGAGCACUAUACGCUUGGUCGCGGGCAAACUCUGCAGACUUUGUUCCUGGGACAUUUGGAAGCGCCUAUAGGGGACCUGCUACCAAGCUUGGAAGACGCUCUACAGUCAUCUCUCACUGUCGGUGAUCGCCUAUUGGCACUGCUUAAUCUUGGCACCCAAGCACAUUUGAGAGUUUUUGCUGGCCAUGAUGUGAUGGAGCUGGAAGCAUGGAUUGAAGAGAUAUCACUAGAAAUGCGAGAUUGGCAACAAGACAUGCACGGCGGUGUUUUCCUACUAGCAUGUCGUCAAUACGCACGAGCACUUCAAGGCAAGACUGGAGUCUCAUCUGGAGAGACCUCUUUCUCGGAUCACGAGCAUAAUGAAGAAGAGUACAUCAGGUUCUUGGAGCUGACAGCGAGUAAUCCGAAACGACCGAAGUCCAUCUACUUGGCUAUCAAACUUCCCGUAUUGGUUCUUUUUGGACAUAUAUCAGAUGCAGUUGCGCUUGGAGAGAUCCUACUCCCUAUGCUCAGUGGUCUUUGGUGCGAACGGCUGGUCUAUUCUGUCAAGUUUUAUCUUUCGAUUGCGUACGCAGCGACAAUACUGGAUAAACCCGAUCAUCCACGAAGAAAGGAGAUGAUACAGUUCGCGAAAGACACUGUAAAAUUACUAGAAGCGUGCUGCACUGUCACAGAUGUCAAUUAUAAGGGAUGGCUUCACUUGUUGAGAGCUAUGCUAGCAGAUAUCAACGUUGAUCCUCCUUCGGCAUUACAGAAUUACGAAGCAGCGAUGGAUCACAGCGAGAUGCAUGGAUUCGUCCUGGACGAAGCCUUCUCCCAUGAGCUGUAUGCAGAAUGGCUAGUUCAGAAGAAAGCCCAUCGGACUGCGCGACACUCGCUGAAAGAUUGCAUCUCAACAUACAGAAGGCUGUCAGCGCCGGGCAAAGCCGACCAUGUGGCGACGAAGUACGAGUGGCUUCUACGAGGUGGUGCUUCGCUCACCACGAUGGAUGCUGCUGUACAGACAACCAUCAUAGACACUGGAAAUAGCUCUUUCAAACUUGAGCGAAACGAUGACCAGGAACAAUUCCUCGGCGCCGAGACUGCUGUGGACAGGACCCAAAAUUGGAUUGGUCCUGAGAGUGGUAAACGACAUGAGUCUGCGCAAGACCUGCACAGCGGAUUCUCGGCUAUAGGUCUUGAUAUGCUGGAUCUAAGUUCUAUCUUGGAAUCGAGCCAAGUCUUGUCGAGCGAGCUCCAAGUAGACAACCUCAUGGCUAAGAUGGCUUCUAUCAUCUUGGAGUCGACUGGUGCCACGCUGUGCGGCAUUGUCAUUGAGGACUCUACAGUCGAAUGGAGUAUCGCAUGUAUAGCGACCAAUGAGCCGGACAAUGACAGCGGGAUUAUUUCAGGUGUUACUUCGUUCCCUGCAGCGCAACCUCUGAACACGGUCGAUGACGUGGUGGCCCGACAGGUGACGAUGUAUACAUUGCGUUUCCGGGAGACUGUCUUUGUGCAAAACCUCCUGGAAGACGAUCGCUUCUCAAACGUCUCAGAGUCCUACCUCAAGCGUAAUCCCGAAGGCAAAGCUGUGAUAUGUAUUCCUAUUAUCCACUCUGAGCGUCUACUGGGUUCCAUCUACGUCGAGGGGCCGGCAAACUCUUUCACAGAGCGGAAUACACAGGUUCUUCGCCUGCUUGUCAAUCAGAUCUCAAUCUCGUUGGCAAACGCGUUACUUUUCAAGGAAAUUGAACGAGUUAGCGCAAGUAAUGAGGCCAUGUUGGAAAUGCAGAAGCGUGCUCUAGCCCAAGCAAGAGCAGCUGAGAUCAAGGCAAAGGAGGCAGAAGCAAUUGCAAUACGUAAUAUGAAACUCAAAGAGGAGGCUGCGAAGGCUAAGAGUCUCUUCCUUGCCAAUGUUUCUCACGAAUUGAGAACACCCCUGAACGGCGUUAUUGGUAUGUCUGAGCUACUGAAGGCAUCCCCACUUAACGGAGAGCAAGCAGGUUACGCUGAUUCCAUCCGUGUGUGCGCCGACACGCUACUGUCCAUCAUCAACGAUCUUCUUGAUUACUCUAAGCUUGAGGCUGGCAAGAUGAACGUCAUGGAGAUGCCAUUGUCCUUGAACGAAACCAUCACUGAAGUCGUUCGCGCCUUGGCGUAUACGAAUGCUGAGCGUGGUCUGAAGACCAUUGAAGAGCUCUAUCUGGAUCCUGAGAUGCUUGUGAUGGGUGAUCCAGUUCGUCUACACCAAGUUAUGAUGAAUUUACUGUCAAACAGUUAUAAAUUCACGCCCAGAGGUUCUGUGACGGUACGAGCGGUUGUCGAUCAAGAGGCGGAUGAUUGGGUGGACAUUACUUGCAGUGUUAUUGACACAGGCAUUGGCAUACCAGAAGAGCAGAAGAAAAAGUUGUUCCUCCCGUUCUCACAGAUCGAAUCGUCCUCUGCUCGCAGUUACGGUGGCACGGGUCUUGGCCUUAGUAUCUGCAAGGCAUUGAUUGAAAACGUUAUGCACGGCAAAGUCUGGCUAGACAGUGUACCUGGAAAGGGUACGACAGUCUCCUUUGCGUUGCGAUUUCAGAAAGUGCGACGAGAACAAGGCGCCUCAGACCGCCCGAGGACACGUGAGCCGGACCCAAUGGCAAGAUUCUCCAGUCAAGAGAACAACGGUCAUGAACAAUCGUCGGGCAGUUGCAUUGACCUUACCAUGAUACCACGCAACGAACUAAGAAUCUGUAUCGCUGAAGACAAUCUCAUUAAUCAACGUAUUGCGAUCAGCUUCGUCCAAAAGUUAGGGUUCAAGUGCGACGCCUACCUGGACGGUUUCAAGACUAUCGAUGCACUUGAGCGAGCCAGUGAUAAUGGACGGCCGUUCCAUCUCAUCCUAAUGGACGUGCAAAUGCCACACUGUGAUGGCUAUGAAGCAACUCAGCUCAUAAGGAAGCAUCCCAACCCCGAAAUCAGGAACGUUCUCAUCAUCGCCAUGACCGCCUCCGCCAUUGAAGGGGACCGCGAAAAGUGCUUGAAUAGCGGGAUGAACAAUUACCUCGCCAAGCCUGUACGCGCGCAAACGCUCAAAGCAAUGCUCGAAUCGUACUUGAAUAAAAACAAUGAAGUCAAAGACGUGCCUGACCUGGCAGCCGAAGCGAAGGAAAUGGUGAAUAUGGCGUUGAACGAGACAGACAAGCCAGCACCAGCCGACACAAGCAACGGGUCAAUAGUAGCCAAGAAAGCUAUGGAAGGGCAAAAUGCAGGAGAGGAUGGAGAAAGCAAAAUCAGAAGUCGGCCACCGAGCGUGAGGAAAAUUACUGCACAGAGAAUUAAACCAAAUGGGGAGAGGGAAGAUGUGCCUUCUCCGUUGAGUGAUGAUGAGGUGGUACCCGAGAGCCAUUGA
Messenger RNA from Plenodomus lingam JN3, 7419 nucleotides. Lineage: Eukaryota; Fungi; Ascomycota; Dothideomycetes; Pleosporales; Leptosphaeriaceae. The record is from RefSeq and is a predicted model, not a curated record.